AGCGAGCGAGCGAGGAGGGGAGAGGGAGCCUGUCUGCAAAGUGCUGCUCCCUGGUGCUCAGAGGCGGCUGCUCCAGCUCCAACUCUCAUUCAUUUCGCCGGUUAACAUGAGAGAUCAUGGCCGCCUUCGGGCUUCUCAGCUAUGAGCAGAGACCGCUGAAGCGCCCCCGGCUCGGGCCGCCCGACGUCUACCCGCAGGACCCCAAGCAGAAGGAGGACGAGCUCACCGCUGUGAAUGUGAAGCAAGGCUUCAACAACCAGCCCGCCUUCACCGGAGAUGAGCAUGGAUCAGCCAGAAACAUCGUCAUUAACCCGUCCAAGAUCGGCGCUUACUUCAGCAGCAUAUUAGCUGAGAAACUAAAACUGAACACUUUCCAGGACACAGGAAAGAAGAAACCCCAAGUUAAUGCAAAGGACAAUUAUUGGUUGGUCACUGCACGAUCUCAGAGUGCCAUCCACAGUUGGUUCUCUGACUUAGCAGGAAAUAAACCACUUGCUGUUUUGGCGAAAAAGGAGCUGCCUCUGGCCAAGCCAGGUGUCCCUCAGGUUCCCAUUCUCAGUAAAAAAGAGGAUGUCUUUGCAUAUUUAGCUAAAUAUUCAGUGCCAAUGGUUCGAGCAGCGUGGCUGAUCAAGAUGACCUGUGCCUAUUAUUCUGCAAUUUCUGAAGCUAAAAUUAAGAAACGCCAGGCUACAGAUCCCAACUUGGAGUGGACACAAAUAUCUACCAGGUAUCUUCGAGAGCAAUUGGCCAAGAUUUCUGACUUUUACCACCUGGCCUCCAGUGGUGGCGAUGGCCCCGUGCCCGUGGAGGUGGAGCAGGCCAUGCAGCAGUGGGAGUACAACGAGAAGCUGGCGUUUCACAUGUUCCAGGAAGGAAUGCUAGAAAAGCAUGAGUAUUUGACAUGGAUCCUGGAUGUCUUAGAAAAGAUCCGACCAAUGGAUGAUGAUCUUCUUAAACUACUGUUACCGCUGAUGCUGCAGUAUUCAGAUGAGUUUGUCCAGUCAGCCUACCUGUCUCGACGUCUUGCCUACUUUUGUGCCCGCCGUCUUUCCUUGCUACUGAGCGACAGCCCUGGCCUCCUUGCUGCCCACUCACCCCACAUGAUGAUAGGACCAAACAACGCGAGCAUUGGCGCCCCCAGUCCUGGCCCCCCAGGGCCUGGUAUGAGUCCUGUGCAGCUGGCCUUCUCAGACUUCCUUUCCUGUGCACAGCAUGGUCCCCUGGUUUAUGGACUUAGCUGCAUGCUGCAGACUGUCACUCUCUGUUGCCCAAGUGCCUUGGUGUGGAAUUACUCCACAAAUGAAAGUAAGAACACCAACCCAGGCUCACCCCUGGACCUGCUGCAGGUGGCCCCGUCCAGCCUCCCCAUGCCGGGUGGGAACACGGCAUUCAACCAGCAGGUUCGGGCAAGGAUUUAUGAGGUAGAACAGCAGAUAAAGCAAAGAGGCCGUGCUGUGGAAGUUCGGUGGUCUUUUGACAAGUGCCAAGAGUCAACAGCAGGAGUGACUAUUAGUCGGGUUUUGCACACUUUGGAAGUCCUGGAUCGUCACUGUUUUGACCGAACUGAUUCCAGCAAUUCAGUGGAGACACUUUAUCAUAAGAUUUUCUGGGCAAACCAAAACAAAGAUAACCAAGAGGUUGCCCCCAAUGAUGAAGCUGUGGUGACCCUGUUGUGUGAGUGGGCCGUGAGCUGCAAGCGGUCAGGCAAGCACAGGGCCAUGGCUGUGGCCAAGCUCUUGGAGAAGAGGCAAGCGGAGAUUGAGGCAGAGAGAUGUGGUGAAGCAGAAGUCCUGGAUGAGAAGGAGUCCAUUUCCUCAGCCUCCCUUGCUGGCUCCAGUUUGCCCAUUUUCCAGAAUGUUCUUCUACGGUUUUUAGACACACAGGCUCCUGCAUUGUCGGACCCCAACAGUGAAUGUGAGAAGGUGGAGUUCGUGAACCUGGUGCUGCUCUUCUGUGAGUUCAUCCGUCAUGAUGUCUUCUCCCAUGAUGCCUACAUGUGUACCCUAAUCUCCCGAGGAGAUUUGUCAGUCAUUGCUGCCACGGGGCCUCGGUCACCCACAGGGGAGAAUGUGGACAAGCACUAUUUAAAGGACCACGACGUGACAAUGGAGAGUUUUUCUCCCAUGCCUGGAGAGUCCUGUGAGAAUGCCAACCCUUCCUUGGGCAGAAGGAUGUCGGUGAAUGGUGAGAAGCUGAUGAAGAGAGAAAAACCAAGGGAACUGAUUUAUCCAUCCAAUUAUGACCUCCUCCGUCACGUGCAGUAUGCAACACACUUUCCUGUACCUCUGGUAAGUUGUUUCCGUCACAUCGCACUAGUUUGGUUUAUUACAAACAAGGUCAUUAACUGCCAAAUGUCUGGUUAUCCACCUGCUGUCCUCACUUGCAGAGAAUGA
Castor canadensis (American beaver) is the source of this 2393-nucleotide messenger RNA. NCBI's taxonomy places the organism in Eukaryota, Metazoa, Chordata, Mammalia, Rodentia, Castoridae. The record is from RefSeq and is a predicted model, not a curated record.